Plectropomus leopardus (leopard coralgrouper) is the source of this 1560-nucleotide messenger RNA. RefSeq names its product G protein-activated inward rectifier potassium channel 1-like. Gene Ontology annotation, biological process: potassium ion import across plasma membrane; regulation of monoatomic ion transmembrane transport. NCBI's taxonomy places the organism in Eukaryota, Metazoa, Chordata, Actinopteri, Perciformes, Serranidae. Gene Ontology annotation, cellular component: plasma membrane. The record is from RefSeq and is a predicted model, not a curated record. Gene Ontology annotation, molecular function: G-protein activated inward rectifier potassium channel activity.
AUGUCAGCCUUGCGGAGGAAAUUUGGCGAGGACUACCAGGUGGUAAACACCAACCAGAGCAUGACUUUUUCCGCACCGGUGAAGAGGAAGAGGCAGCGGUUUGUGGAGAAGAACGGCCGCUGCAAUGUCCAGCACGGUAACCUUGGCGGGGAGACCAGCCGGUACAUCUCGGAUCUCUUCACCACGCUGGUGGAUCUCAAGUGGCGCUGGAACCUGCUCAUCUUCAUCCUCACUUACACAGUUGCAUGGCUGGUCAUGGCUUCAAUGUGGUGGGUGAUCGCAUAUAUCCGAGGCGACCUGAGCCACGGCGGCCACGACUCGUCCUACACUCCAUGCGUCGCCAACGUGUACAACUUUCCCUCCGCGUUCCUGUUUUUCAUCGAGACGGAGGCGACCAUCGGCUACGGCUACCGCUACAUCACGGAGAAGUGUCCGGAGGGGAUAAUCCUCUUCCUCUUCCAGUCGCUGCUGGGCUCCAUCGUGGACGCCUUUCUCAUCGGCUGCAUGUUCAUCAAGAUGUCGCAGCCCAAGAAGCGCGCGGAGACGCUCAUGUUCAGCCAGGACGCGGUGAUUUCGCAGCGGGACGGGAAGUUGUGCCUCAUGUUCCGAGUGGGGAACCUGCGCAACAGCCAUAUGGUGUCCGCGCAGAUCAGGUGCAAACUCAUCAAGUCUCGGCAGACUCCAGAGGGCGAGUUCCUGCCUCUGGACCAGUGUGAGCUGGAUGUGGGUUUCGGGACGGGGGCAGACCAGCUCUUCUUGGUGUCGCCUCUUACCAUCUGCCACGAGAUCAACACCAAGAGCCCGUUCUUUGAUCUGUCGCAGCGCUCACUCAUGAACGAGCAAUUUGAGAUUGUUGUCAUCCUAGAAGGCAUCGUAGAGACCACUGGUAUGACAUGCCAGGCGAGGACAUCUUACACCGAAGACGAAGUCUUGUGGGGCCAUCGUUUCCUCCCUGUCAUGUCACUGGAGGAGGGCUUCUUCAGAGUCGACUAUUCCCAGUUCCACAACACCUUUGAGGUCAAUACGCCUCCCUACAGCGUCAAAGAGCACGAGGAGAAGUCCUCAUUGACGUCGCCAAACUCUCUCCCCGUUGCGCCCACCCCGUCCUCCCCACAGCUGGGUAACGGAGGCCGCGGAGGCCGGAGAGAAAGGCUCCUGUCAGCCGACUAUGCAGACCACGUAGAGGACCAAGCCUCCAGGCUGCCCAGCAAACUCCAGCGCAUGAGCUCAACCAAGGAGGAGCACCUCUGGAGGGGACUGAAGACGGGGCCAGCCUUGCCUGGGGGGAAGGCCUCCAGCACAGGAGACCUCCCUCUUAGUAUUCAGCGGCUGAGGUCCAGCUCCAUCCCAGUUGUGAGGCAAGGACAGCUGGAGGAGCAGGUCCAGCUGCUGUCCUUGGAUGGAGAUGCCGAGGAGGGUGAGAUGGAGAAACACAGACUGCCAGCAGCCAUUAGCACCAUCACUGCUCCAACCCCGACCCCAGUCCAGAUCCCUUUGGUAGGGAGUCGGCCAGAGGACAAUCUGCCCGCCAAACUGCGCAGAAUGAACGCUGACCGCUGA